AUGGAAACACAACAGAGCAAGCUGGAAUUUUUCUGCAAGCUGGGCUACAGCAAGGGGCAAGUUGGCAAAGUACUGGAGAAGCUAGGCCAGGAGGCCUCUGAAAACGACUUACUGCAAGAGCUGAUUCAGAUGGGAAGCAGCAGCAGGAUUCAGGAACCUGAGUACUGCAUGCAGCCAUUUCACUCCAGGCCUGUCGCUCAAGCGUCAUGCAAGGCCCUGGCUAUCUCUCCACAAUCUACUGAGGAAGCCAGUCAUCCUGCCACAGACUUGAGACCCAUUGUGAUUGAUGGCAGCAAUGUCGCCAUGAGCCAUGGAAAUAAGGAAUUUUUUUCAUGCAUGGGAAUUCAGCUGGUGGUGGACUGGUUCAAGAACAGAGGUCACAAAUACAUCAAAGUCUUUGUCCCUUCUUGGAGAAAGGAGCCAACAAGAUAUGAUAAUCCUAUUGCAGAUCAGCAUAUCCUUGAGAAACUUGCAAAGCAAGCCAUUCUUGUAUAUACACCAUCCCGCAAAAUGAAAGGCAAGAGGAUGGUGUGCUAUGACGACCGUUACAUAGUUAAACUGGCAUAUGAGCAAGACGGGGUCAUUGUUUCCAAUGACAAUUUUCGGGACCUGCAGAACGAAAAUCCGGAGUGGAAGUGGUUCAUUGAGCAGCGACUGCUCAUGUAUUCCUUCGUCAAUGACAUAUUUAUGCCUCCGGAUGAUCCCUUGGGCCGACAUGGACCUUCUCUUGCCAAUUUUUUGAGCAAAAAGCCACUGACCCCUGAACGAAAAUGGCAGCUCUGCCCUUACGGCAAAAAAUGUACAUAUGGCAACAAAUGUAAAUUUUACCACCCGGAAAGAGUUAAUUGUGACCAGAUCUCGGUGGCUGAUGAACUCCGAGCAAAGACAAAGUCCUAUUUACUUGCUCAGAAGUCAGCGGAAGAAAAGAUGAGGGCAAUCCCCUCAGAAAGCAGAGGUGGGAAUACAUCCAGUUCAGUGGGGCCUAAAGGGGGCAGCACUAUUGUCAGGAAAAGCAGCUCAGCACACAGCUUUGAGGAACUUCACACUAAUCCUCCACAGCGGGAAGAUGGCAGCAUCAGGAAUUUGGCAAGUGACUGGCAGAGCAGACAUCAAGGCAGCUGGCAACCCGAAGCAACUGAAUUACACGAAGGUCACGAGAAACAUACAGGAGCCACGCUGAAGCAACUCUCUGCAUUGUCUCUUGGUUUCCAGAACUAUUCUCGAUAUACACUUGCCAGACCUGGUAAAUAUGAAGACAUGGUGGAUGAUCGACAUAAGGUCCACCAUCUCAAACAUAGUGCACCUUUGCCUCAUCAUAGCCAGUGUUUGGACUGUCCAUGCUUACAAAGAUGUACUUUCCAAGGAUGCUUCAGAGAAAGCGAGGAUGAUUCUGCUAAUGUAUGGAAACUCAAUAUUAAAGGAAGUUACUACCACACAAGUAGCAGCAGAGAAAUUGCAGUGGUGAAGGGAACUUGCAAGAUGUGGUUUGAUACUGCCAAAAUACACAGAAUCGCUGGCACCAGAAAUGACAUCAGAUGA
Gekko japonicus is the source of this 1539-nucleotide messenger RNA. It is a transcript of the gene ZC3H12D, whose product is annotated as zinc finger CCCH-type containing 12D. The transcript is spliced from 6 exons. NCBI's taxonomy places the organism in Eukaryota, Metazoa, Chordata, Lepidosauria, Squamata, Gekkonidae. Bases 1 to 1539 code for a protein of 512 amino acids. Gene Ontology annotation, cellular component: cytoplasmic ribonucleoprotein granule; nucleus. Gene Ontology annotation, biological process: nuclear-transcribed mRNA catabolic process, RNase MRP-dependent; 3'-UTR-mediated mRNA destabilization. The record is from RefSeq and is a predicted model, not a curated record. Gene Ontology annotation, molecular function: mRNA binding; RNA endonuclease activity; metal ion binding.